AUGAGUUUCAUGCCCGUCAACCCGCGGCCGAUGCUGCAAGACCUUGUCAACAAGGACGUCUUCGUGCGCUUGAAGUGGGGCGAGACCGAGUACAAGGGCAGGCUGGUCAGCAUCGACAGCUAUAUGAACGUGCAGCUAAGCAACGCCGAGGAGUACAUCAACCACAACUUCACGGGCUCGCUGGGCCAGGUUCUCAUCCGAUGUAACAACGUGUUAUGGAUCAGGGGCGCUGAUCAGGGCGAGAAUGGUGACACGAAGAUGCAGGGAUGA
Messenger RNA from Phaeoacremonium minimum UCRPA7, 270 nucleotides. Its product is annotated as putative small nuclear ribonucleoprotein f protein. The transcript is spliced from 3 exons. Gene Ontology annotation, molecular function: RNA binding. Gene Ontology annotation, biological process: mRNA splicing, via spliceosome; spliceosomal snRNP assembly. The record is from RefSeq and is a predicted model, not a curated record. Lineage: Eukaryota; Fungi; Ascomycota; Sordariomycetes; Togniniales; Togniniaceae. Gene Ontology annotation, cellular component: catalytic step 2 spliceosome; U1 snRNP. The coding region runs from base 1 to 270 and encodes 89 amino acids.